GCUACAAGGCAAUGGUGCUGUCUGGAGCAAACGCAGCCAAAAACAAGCACAGGUUGUUGUUGUUUUUUUGGUGGGCUAAGCCGCAAUGGGGUUCAAAGAGGCCGUUUUGUUUGGGUUCGUGCUCCUCUUCUUGGGGGGCGCUCCCCCCUCUGCUGCUACGCAAAGCUGGCCCGACGAGACUCUCGACCGAACCCUCGAGGAGCGAGAGGAGGCGUCCCCCCAGCUGCCCGGAGCGGGUCGCAAGUCCAACCGGACGGAUUCCGGCGCGCCGGGGCGUCCCCUCCUCACCUACCAGCUCCGGGUCCACCUGCUUGGGAACCCGGCCGUCACCAAGCAGCCGCCGCCGCCCCCGCCCCUCGAGGCCCAGAUAGACUCCACUCACGACCCCCAGGUGCCGCAGCCGAGGGCGCCCAACCCGCAGCAGCCGCAGGUCCGGCCUCAGCAGUUGUUGAAACUUAUUCCGGGCCCCGAUCUGAACCCACCCGUCAAGCCAGUCCGGACACAGGCGUUUGAGAAGCGGGUUCCUGUGCCGCCCAGCAGCGUGGCGGCGCUCUGUGGCCAAAGAGGGGUCAACGUAGAGGUCAAACAGAACUUCCUGGGAAACGGCCAGUUGAUCCGUCCCAGUGAUCUGACCCUAGGAGGUUGCGCCGCGCUGGACAUUGAUCACCACAUCCUGCGGUUCCAGUCGGAGUUGCACGGCUGCAACAGCGCAAUAAGGAUGACUGAAGAAGACCUCAUCUACUCCUUUUCUCUGCUGUAUUAUCCCGCUCCCAUUGACAACACCUUCAUUUUUAAGACCAACCCCACUGAGGUGGUAAUUGAAUGCCACUAUCAAAGGAGGCUUUAUGUGAGCAGCGGCGCCAUGAUGCCGACCUGGAAGCCGUUCGUCGCCAGCAUGCUGGCGGAGCAGGAGCUGCAUUUCUCUGUGCGCCUCAUGACAGAGGACUGGGAGUCACAAAGGCCUUCCGGCGACUACCUCCUGAGCGACGUGGUACACAUCGAGGUGGCGGUUGACCAGGGCCACCACGUCCCGCUGAGAGUCUUCGCGGACACCUGCGUGGCGACCAAGAGCCCGGACCCCAACACUCAGCCCAGAUACUCCUUCAUCAACAACCACGGGUGUUUAAGUGAUACCGAGGUGACGGGAGCCAAGUCCUACUUCAUGCCGAGGAGCCAGGAGGACAAACUUCACUUCCAGCUGGAAGCCUUCAGGUUCCCCAACAACCAGAGAAAUUCGCUCUACAUCACAUGUAACCUGAAAGCAAAGCAAGUCUCCAAACCCAUCGACCCGGAGCACAAAGCGUGUUCUUACUUGACCGAGGCUAGAAGAUGGGUGGCAUCCGGUGGAGACAACAAGGUGUGUAGCUGCUGCAUGACCAGCUGCGGCGAGCAGAGACUGAAGAGAAGCCUCGGCGGGGCUGUCGAUCCACAGUGGGAGGGGGUGGCGGCUCUGGGCCCCAUCCAGAUGGAGGAGAGCAUCCUGCUGGACGAGCGGACUGGGCCCUCGGCGCUCCAAAUGCACAAAGUGACUCCAGCAGCCUCGCGUGUCUCCACCUCCCUGCUGUGUGCCGUGAGCGUAUCCCUUGCCGCCCUGCUGCUGUUGGGGUUCAUGGGGGCAGUCGUUCACGGUGGACACCACAAACGCACUGGCCACUUUGUUUGCACCUGAUUACAGACAAUAAAACUAUCUGAAGCCUCAUCUGACAUUACUCUUUACUGAAGCCA
Messenger RNA from Pungitius pungitius (ninespine stickleback), 1725 nucleotides. RefSeq names its product zona pellucida sperm-binding protein 3-like. The record is from RefSeq and is a predicted model, not a curated record. Bases 86 to 1669 code for a protein of 527 amino acids. NCBI's taxonomy places the organism in Eukaryota, Metazoa, Chordata, Actinopteri, Perciformes, Gasterosteidae. The transcript has 11 exons.